Molecule: messenger RNA, 4972 nt
Organism: Cataglyphis hispanica
Lineage: Eukaryota; Metazoa; Arthropoda; Insecta; Hymenoptera; Formicidae
Product: zinc finger protein 271-like
Exons: 11
Coding region: 495-3551 (1018 amino acids)
Biological process (GO): regulation of transcription by RNA polymerase II
Molecular function (GO): DNA-binding transcription factor activity; RNA polymerase II cis-regulatory region sequence-specific DNA binding
Source: RefSeq, a predicted model, not a curated record
AUAUCUUUACCUUCUCUCGAUUAAAGUUGGAUAAUUACGGAUAUGUACAUAUUUUUCUUCAUUUUAAUCGCGAUGAAAAGGAGAAUAUUGGGCGGAGGGGGCAGGGGAGAAAGAUCGAAAGGGACGACGGACCUUUGUCGCGUGGCGUGGCGUCGUGUACAUAUCGAGAAUGACUCAUCCCUUCCUGCUCGCGGAAAGAAUAUAUCGCAAGGUUAAAAAUGAUGGUUUUAUCGACACGAUAUUUCUCGCUCGUCAUCGUCAUCGUCAUCGUCAUGAACAAGAGCGCUCGUCCGCUCUCUCUCGUAGCGCUCGUUCGCUCUCUCUCUCAUAGCGCUCAUUCGCUUUACGCGAUUGUUUAUGCGUACUCGAGUUCGGGGCGCAAUUACGCACACGACUUUCUGCUCUCUAUCGCUUUCGUGGCAGGGCAAAACUUUUCGAGGAUGAACAAUGAAGUAUAUCAGACACGUUUAAUUAAUAUUCUUCAGUGAACGAAGAUGAAUAGUGAGCAGCAUGCAUUGCCAGCGACUACGCAGGCACAACAAGAGGAUGUAAACGCGGGUCAAAGUGGUCGUCCAUCAUACCCAGGUGGUUUGGCUACUGCGACCGCGAGUCUUGGCAAUGUAGGGAGUACCCCUCAUUCAUCCACGGACCUGCGUACUGUAGGUUCUGCCGUAGCGUUAGCCUCCUCGGUAGCUAAGUAUUGGGUCCUCAAUUUUCACGGAUUGCUUCCUGGAACGCUACCUCAGGUCUCGGUCUAUCAUCCCCCCCACAACUCCUCGCAUAGGAGUGGUGGCAGUGGGGAGGCAUCAUCUUCCAAAGAGUCAGCCUCUUCAUUGAAUCAGGAAAUGGCGUUGACUUCCAGCUCGCAUCAUCAACAACAAUCUACAGCCGCACAUCAUCAUCAUCAGUCAUCGGUUAACAGCAGCAGCCAUCACAGUUCUCUACAAUCGAAUCCGCAGAUUCCUGUAUCUCUUCCCGGCCUUAACUUAGACGGCGCACAUAUACCGGCGAGCGUUAGUCACCUGCAGGCUGCGCAUGCACAAAUACAACAGCAAAUGCAGGCACAAGCACAGCAGCAGCUGCACCAGCAGCAGCAAGCGCAGUCGUCGCAGCAGCAACAGCAGCAGCAGCAGCAACAAUCCCAUCACCAGAUGUCAAAUCAUCAAAACGCCCAAAACAACGGACCAACAGGGCACAGCCAAAACGCUCAGCGAGACGACAACAAAGUCAAGGACGAGGGCGGUAGCUGCACCACCGAGCGCUGCAGCGAUAAUCAGGUUCACUGUCAAGUUCAAUGCGAUCUGCAAUUACAACCACCACAAGAUCUUCAACAGAGCUUGAUGCAACAGCAGCAGCAGCAGCAGCAGCAGUCGCAGAUUGGGGUCAAUAUCAGCGGAAAUUCCACUACCGAGGGGGGAAGUCAAAACAAUUCUGAAAAACCCGAGAAGGAAAAGGAAUUGCGGCAACUGAAUAUGACACAAUUUCAAGUUCCUGACUUAAAGCCAGGAGGACACAUGAUGGAUGUGAGAACGGCGGAUGGAUCGGUUGUGAAAAUCAGCGCGGGUAACGAGCAGGAUUUGGCGAAAACUCUCGGCGUCGAAAUGGUACAAAAUAUGUACAAGGUAAAUGUUGAAGAUAUUAAUCAACUCCUGGCUUAUCACGAAGUAUUUGGCAAGCUACAAAGCGAAAUUGCGGCUGGAACGACUCUAGUGGGUAGCACUGUUCCUACGCAGACAGUUACCACGAUACAGAAUGGUACUCCAAUCGUGCAACAAGUUCCCCUGAACAAAUUUGAUAUAAAGUCGAGUGACGGCGAGGCGACUCCCGGUCCGAGCGCCUCGCCCGUGUCGGUUGGCAGUCACGCUUGCGAGAUAUGCGGAAAGAUCUUUCAAUUUCGUUAUCAGCUCAUCGUGCAUCGCAGAUAUCAUACCGAGAGGAAGCCGUUUACGUGUCAGGUAUGCGGUAAAGCGUUCUCAAACGCGAAUGAUUUAACGCGUCACGGCAAGUGCCAUUUGGGUGGAUCCAUGUUUACUUGCACAGUCUGCUUUCAUGUUUUUGCGAAUGCACCUUCGCUGGAACGCCAUAUGAAGAGACACGCCACCGACAAACCGUACAAUUGUACAGUGUGUGGUAAGAGUUUUGCGCGUAAAGAGCAUUUGGAUAACCAUACAAGAUGUCACACCGGCGAGACACCAUACAGAUGCCAAUAUUGUUCGAAGACAUUUACCCGAAAAGAACACAUGGUAAAUCAUGUUCGCAAACACACUGGUGAGACUCCACAUCGAUGUGAUAUUUGCAAGAAGAGCUUUACUCGCAAAGAACACUUUAUGAAUCAUGUUAUGUGGCACACAGGAGAAACCCCUCAUCAUUGCCAAGCCUGCGGCAAGAAGUAUACACGUAAAGAGCAUCUCGCUAACCAUAUGCGCUCGCACACGAAUGACACGCCGUUCCGUUGUGAAAUAUGCGGUAAGUCGUUUACGAGGAAGGAGCACUUCACGAACCACAUUAUGUGGCACACGGGUGAGACGCCGCAUCGCUGCGACUUCUGCUCGAAGACGUUCACGCGAAAGGAGCAUCUCCUGAACCACGUUCGCCAGCACACGGGUGAGUCUCCACACCGAUGCGGCUUCUGCUCCAAAUCGUUCACCAGAAAGGAACACCUUGUUAACCACAUCCGCCAACACACAGGGGAGACGCCCUUCCGCUGUUCAUACUGUCCGAAAGCAUUUACGCGGAAGGAUCACCUGGUGAACCACGUCAGGCAGCACACGGGUGAGUCACCGCACAAGUGCCAGUAUUGCACCAAAUCCUUCACGCGGAAGGAACAUUUGACCAAUCACGUGCGUCAACAUACAGGCGAAUCGCCACACCGAUGCCACUUCUGCUCCAAGUCAUUUACUCGUAAGGAGCAUUUGACGAAUCAUGUGCGCAUCCACACUGGCGAAUCUCCACAUAGGUGUGAGUUCUGCCAGAGGACGUUCACUAGGAAAGAACACCUAAAUAAUCAUCUCCGUCAACAUACCGGAGAUUCCUCACAUUGUUGCAACGUGUGCUCUAAACCAUUCACAAGAAAGGAACAUCUCGUGAAUCAUAUGCGUUGCCAUACCGGUGAACGUCCAUUUGUGUGCACAGAAUGUGGCAAGAGUUUCCCACUGAAAGGCAAUCUUCUCUUCCAUAUGCGCUCGCACAACAAGGGCAGCAACGCCGAGAGGCCGUUCCGCUGCGAUCUGUGUCCCAAAGAUUUCAUGUGCAAAGGACACUUGGUCUCACAUCGGCGCUCGCACUCAGACGAGCGGCCACACAGUUGCCCGGAUUGCGGCAAGACCUUCGUUGAGAAAGGCAAUAUGUUGCGACAUUUGCGCAAGCACGCGGCUGAAGGACCGCCGACGCAGGUUAGCACGCCGUCAGCGAUACCGCAAACCGGUGUUUUGCCGAUACCGACAGCGGCGGCAGUCCUGGUCGGACACCCGUUGGCGCCACCGGCGCCGCCCGUCGUCCCACAACAUACGGUGGUUGUGCCGACCCCGCCCGGCGUCUUGGCAUCGUAUUAGAUCGUGAUCUAAAUGAAAGGAAGAAGCAAGAGGCAGAAAAUCUUCAAAAUGCUAUAGAAGAUUUUUCCAAGGAUGGAAUAAGACAAAAACAGUAACAAAAACAAAGAGAAAUAGAAAAAAAAAUAAGGAAUCUGAAAGAAAGCUCUGAUAUAUGCUGUGUGCGUAUAUUUAAUAUAUACGAUUGUGUCGAAGAAGUGUAAAGAUUGUGCGCCAUUCGUUGUUUCCUUAAGGAAACUUAAAGUGGAAUUAUUAAUAUAUGGGAUUAUUAAUAUACACCAUAUAUUUGAAUCAUCAUGUCUUGCAUACUGCGCAAUCCAUUUGCGAUUCUGCGACAGUUUAUAUAUACCAUUUUUAUUUCAUAGAAUUUGCAGUGAACUUUAUUCGGGACGAUAUAAAGCGAUCGUUCAGUGAUAUGCGCAUAAAACAUAUAUUGGAAUAUUAACGCACGAUUGCUUGACUUGCAGCAACGGUGGUGUAUUAUCCAAAGUUUUUGGUUUUGCUUCAUUUAUAUGCUUAUAUACUUGAUAAGUAUAUGUCGUUUGUGGUAACGAACGUGUAGGCGUGUAUUCGUUUCAAUUUUGUGCAAAAGAAGCAUCAGAGUAUGUCGGAACUUUGCGACUAUGUGAUGUAAUAAUUAAAUAUGUAUAUGUAAUAGUUCUUCUUCGUUAAUAUUGUACUUUAGUAAUUUUCCGUAAUUUUAACAAAAAAGGCACUAAUUAUAUAAGGUCGAUGGCGAAUGUCUCGGACUAUUACGUUUGUAUGUUAUUUUCAUAUGAGAAGAGUGUAUCCGUAUGAAUUCGCCAGUUAGUGAAGUUUUCGGGAAUUGUGGUGGCACAUAUAGUACUGUCAGAAAAAAUAUAUUCGCGAAUAACGACUUUGAGAGAGAAUAUGUAUUGUAUAUAAAUAUAUAUGUAUAUAAGCAUUAGCAUAUAUAAUAUAUAUUAUGUUAUAUAUGUUAAUAUAUAUAUAUUAGUAUUAGCAUAUAUAAUAAUUUUCUAUAUAUAUAUCAGCAUAUAUAAUAUAUACUAAUACUACACACACAUAUAUUAAUAAUAUAUAUUACUAAUAUUUUUCUGUGAAAACUAUAUGUUGGUAAAUCGUUAUUUGCAAAUACGUUUUAUCCAACAAUGGAAUACAGAUAAUUUUUUAAACGCGAAUCAAAAAAGUAAAGUUUAUUUUUAAACAGUAAAGAUUAAUUUUGAUAAUUAUAAUCACACUUUGACUAUGAUUAUUAUUUGCACAUAAUAAUUACUAACUCUAUAACUUUUUUGUAUAAAAGUUUAUCGUUAAAAUUAUUACUUUGAUGAUAAUUGCACAAUUUUAUUGGAUCCAGAGAUAUUUCAAUAAGUUAAAGUGGGUCCAAUGUUUGCAAACAGAGAAAUGCCAUACUUUUGUUAUAUAAAAAAAGAUUGUUCAUAAAA